Molecule: messenger RNA, 810 nt
Organism: Mytilinidion resinicola
Lineage: Eukaryota; Fungi; Ascomycota; Dothideomycetes; Mytilinidiales; Mytilinidiaceae
Exons: 2
Coding region: 1-810 (269 amino acids)
Source: RefSeq, a predicted model, not a curated record
AUGAUCGUCAUAGGCAAUACAUUCAUACUGUCGAAAAUCAGACUGUAUGCUUUCUUUCAGCGAUUCAAGCGGACUGCCCAUGGCACCUCCUUAGCCAAGGCUGACGACAGUAAACCGGGAUCUAACAGAAAUCGCUACUUUGCCUGCGAAUUUCUCGCGGAGAAAGGAAUUGCAAGCGCGAUCUGGUUUCAGGAUCUGUUGGCUCUCCAUGGCAGCGAUACCCAGGUCUUCGACUUACACCUUCUGGUUCACGACCCCGCCAAGGCUGCUGCAUUCUUUACCCAAGCUGAAUAUUCAAUGAUAUCUGUCGAAUGGACUUUUGAGGACGAUCCCGAGUUCAGCGAACGUGGGAUCAGGCUAUCUUCUCCAGAUUCCAAGACAGUAGUUUUCCUUCUACCAUGCCAAGACUGGUACUACGAUUUAGACGACAGUGUUGAAAACUAUCUCCCUGCUCUUCAUACAUUUCUAGACUCAAUGAUUGAGUUCUGGCUCAAUAUAUCUUCACGCGCCUAUGUCGACAGACUGCGCUUUGCGCUCUGGGUCGCGUGUCUGAUCGGCUAUUGCUACGCUCUUACAGACUCCGAUGGUAGCCCUGUCAAAGAGGCCCUCUACGCGAAGCGCCUUAAGAUAGAACAUCGUGAAGUUCACUAUCAUAUUGUUUCCAAGGAACAGACAGAGGUAUUUACUACGACGAACCAACACCAAUACCAUAUGAGAAGGUAUCGCGAGAUCAAAGAAGGAACAUUCGUCCCUAGUCCUUACAAAAAGGGCGUCCACAAGGCGUCUCUUACCGCCAUACUCGAGCAAUGA